GUAUGAAGAACCUGCCCACCCCUAAUUGAAAUCGUAGAUCUCCAGAGCCUCUCCAUCUUCUUCUUCUUCUUCCGUCGUCUCAUUCAAUUCAAUGGCGGGCUGGCUUUUUGCUCUUGCUAUUAUGGCGCGAGAUGAGAUGUCUAAGAGUGAAGCUGCAUCCCAAGUUUAUGCUAAACGUUGUCCUUAUGUUCAAGCUCGUGCUUAUUAUGCUCAAGCUCAGGCUGCUAUUCAAGCUAUGCGUACUAAAACUCAAGGGAAAUACCGAUCCCCGGUUGCUGCUCCAACCUCACUCCCCUGCCAGUCUUGAUGAUGCUUGCCGGUCUCAUGUCAAGUCCUUUUUGGAGUUCCGGACAACAUUUUGGGUGAAGUUUUUUUGCCGCUGGCUGGUUCGUCUUUGUUCUUCAUGGCUCCAACGGGUUUUUUUGUAUAUGUGAAAGACAAAUGCAUUGUUAUAGACAAUAUUGACUUGGACAUGUAUUUUACAAAGGAUUUGUAUUCGGAUGUCAUUGCAAAAGCUAAAGAACAGUAUGUGAGUCUUCCCAGGUUCAUUGGUUUUUAGUUUCAUACACCCUUUAAAGAAAUUCAGAGAGAGUCAUUAAUUUCUUAUUCGGAUUGGGUUAAGAUGAUUGAUCAUUGGAUUGAUACCCCUUCUACUUACAUCCCCUUAUACAUAGUUGAAUUACAAGACCCUAAUAUAUUACAAACUAUGGCUGAGUGUAUUGAUUUCAAUGCCCAAACUGGUAAUGGGGCUGGCAUGAGUGAAGU
Molecule: messenger RNA, 765 nt
Organism: Cuscuta campestris
Lineage: Eukaryota; Viridiplantae; Streptophyta; Magnoliopsida; Solanales; Convolvulaceae
Source: the annotation of a GenBank genome assembly